Messenger RNA from Arachis duranensis, 552 nucleotides. RefSeq names its product putative MO25-like protein At5g47540. Gene Ontology annotation, molecular function: protein serine/threonine kinase activator activity. NCBI's taxonomy places the organism in Eukaryota, Viridiplantae, Streptophyta, Magnoliopsida, Fabales, Fabaceae. The record is from RefSeq and is a predicted model, not a curated record. Gene Ontology annotation, biological process: intracellular signal transduction.
GCUCGCCAAGAUGCUACUCAUGUGAUUGCAAACUUGCAAAGGCAGCGGAUCAAUUCACAGAUAAUAGCUUCCCAAUACCUGGAAAAAAAUUUGGAUCUCGUGGAUAUGCUAAUUAAUGGUUAUGAACAAGAUGGUGACAUUGCUUUGACUUAUGGUGCGGUUGCAAGAGAGUGCAUACGCCAUCAGUGUGUUGCUAGACAUGUCUUGGGAUCAGAUCACAUGAAGAAGUUCUUUGACUAUAUUCAACUGCCGAAUUUUGAAAUCGCCUCAGAUGCUCUUUCAACUUUUAAAGAGCUAUUAACAAGGCACAAAUCCACCGUCUCUGAAUUUCUUUCCAAGAAUUAUGAUUGGUUUUUUGAAGAGUACAAUACUCGAUUGCUAGAAUCUAACAGUUAUUUCACUAGACGACUUGCCAUUAAGUUAUUGGCGGAUAUGUUACUGGAUCGCUCCAAUUCUGCUACAAUGGUUCGGUAUGUGAGCUCAGUAAGUAACAUGGUCAUCCUUAUGAACCUCCUAAGGGUAUGCUUUCUAUUAUCUCACAUUUUUUUAUGA